ACAUCGAUUAUCGUCCACCUCUAAAACAAAUACAAAAUAAAAAACACGCGCAGUUUUUAAUAAUUUUUUACUGGACAAUUUACAUUUUUGAUGCGGAGUCGGUUUGUUUGGGCGAGCAAAAACGGUGAACGCCAGAAAAGCGACGUAAAUCGAUAAUACACCCCGAAAACCGCACACUCCACCGCUCUACACCACACACACUCGGAAAUAAUGGGUCAAACUCUGUCGGAACCGGUGACCGCCAAGGAGUCCUCCUACUGCCAGAACGCCGCCUUCCGCGUGGGCUCCAGCUGCAUGCAGGGAUGGCGCAUCAACAUGGAGGACUCGCACACCCACAUCCUCUCGCUGCCCGACGACCCCGGAGCGGCCUUCUUCGCCGUCUACGACGGCCACGGAGGCGCGACGGUGGCCCAGUACGCCGGCAAGCACUUGCACAAGUUUGUCCUCAAGCGACCGGAGUACAACGACAAUAUCGAGCAGGCCCUGCAGCAGGGCUUUCUGGACAUAGACUACUAUAUGCUGAACAAUGAGUCAUGGGGCGACCAGAUGGCCGGCUCCACAGCCGUGGUGGUCCUGGUCAAAGACAACAAGCUUUAUUGCGCGAACGCGGGAGACUCGCGGGCCAUUGCCUGUGUGAACGGGCAGCUGGAGAUCCUGUCGCUGGACCACAAGCCCAACAACGAGGCGGAGUCCAAACGGAUCAUUGACGGCGGCGGCUGGGUGGAGUUCAACCGCGUCAACGGCAACCUGGCACUCUCCCGGGCACUCGGCGACUUUGUCUUUAAGCGGGCAAACAAAAGACCGGAAGACCAGAUCGUCACAGCCUACCCGGACGUGGAGACGCGUAAGAUCAUGGAGGACUGGGAAUUCAUCGUGUUGGCCUGCGACGGCAUUUGGGAUGUGAUGAGCAACGCGGAAGUGCUCGAGUUCUGCCGCACGCGCAUCGGCAUGGGCAUGUACCCGGAGGAGAUCUGCGAGGAGCUGAUGAACCACUGCCUGGCGCCCGAUUGCCAAAUGGGCGGUCUCGGCGGCGACAACAUGACCGUGGUGCUGGUAUGCCUGCUCCACGACCGUCCCUACAGCGACCUAAUAGCACGCUGCCGGAACAGCAACCAGGUGGCCAGCGAGAAUGACCUCUCAGGCAAGGUAGCGAAGGGCGAAACGGCAGCAGCCACCGAGGCGGAAACGGAAGCGGAGAGCGACACGGAGACGGAAACUCAGUCCAAACCCUGCCAGAAGCAGUCCAAUACCAAUACCAAUCAAAACCCCAAUCCCGGUCCCACGGACGACGAGAAGAAGCUGGAGAAGGAGUCACAGGACGCGCUGCUGGCAGCGGCCGAGAUGCAGCUGAACUAUAUCUACUAGUGCGCCUUACGAUUAAUUAGGGUUACUCCAAUACCGCUUAGGUCAACUCUUUAUACUUAACAACGCAAGUGUUCUUGGUUAAGUUUUAUACACCACACAGUCCUUACCAAAAUGUUUGCUCCGAUAGUAACACUUGUUUUAAUUGUAUCCCCCAAGAUGCGUGUAUAUACAUAUAUGCCUUGUCUAACUAUGUAACCUUAUGAUUUACUAUGUUUUGUGAUGCCCGAGCAAAAUGGAUAAAAAACUGUAUUACUCGUUUAGUAUUUAUGUACCCGAAGCAUACUUGUCAAAGUUGUUUGGGUUUGAUCUUUAAGAAUGAGUGCAGUGUUUCAAAAUUAAAAAUAAAGAAAACGUUUUGUAGUGCCCAAGAAA
Molecule: messenger RNA, 1737 nt
Organism: Drosophila ficusphila
Lineage: Eukaryota; Metazoa; Arthropoda; Insecta; Diptera; Drosophilidae
Product: probable protein phosphatase 2C T23F11.1
Exons: 4
Coding region: 211-1365 (384 amino acids)
Biological process (GO): protein dephosphorylation
Molecular function (GO): cation binding; protein serine/threonine phosphatase activity
Source: RefSeq, a predicted model, not a curated record